AUGGCACCACAGUCACGGUUUGACGACCCGGAAGUUAUCAGCAGGUUUCUGAACGUUGUCCACUCCCGUCCUCGGUCCUCAGUCGACGAUGACGGAGCGGGAGCUCAGCGGGCGGGCUCGGCCCUGAAUCCAGAAAGCGCGGAGUUUGCUCCUACUUCCCUUCGUAUCGACAACAAACCAGAGUUUGCAAACUCAGAAAAUGCCACUCGUCAACCCGACAUCCCGGAGUCCGAGUCACGAGUCUCUACUCCAAGUUGGCAAUCACCGGCGUCACCUCCUUUCCCUCAGAUAUCGAGCCUGCAAGAGCCCGGCAACGUCGACCUGGUCCAGGACGAGAACGGCUUCGUAACUGAAGCUUCAGCUCCAACUCCAGCGGUUCAAGAACACGUUCUGACUCCUCAACACUCUAACAUUACGGCUCCUUACCGUGGCAAACCUUUGACACCUACCCAGCAUCGCUUGCUCAUGGGCAAGAAACCGGGUGUCGAGCAGCUGACCGAGAAGAAGCUUUCGGAAAUGCAACAACAGACUCACGGCUACAUGGACAAUGUAGUCGAAGGCUUUCGGAAGGUUGGCCAGCCCAUAGUGUCGGUGAAGCAAUCCAAUGCCCGAGGACCCGAAUCACCAGAUGUCAAGCACGACAGUAGCUCCGAGACCAGCAGCAUCACGUUUCCGGAAAUGGACGAAACUCCAAUCGGCGCCGAGGUUCACCACAUCACUCCCAGGGAGGAGAAGGCUUCGGCUAUACCCUUUAACCAUCCCGUGGCAGAGCCUCGAGGCAGCGGUGCUGCACAACAGGAGAAGCAGCCACUAGAGAUCCUGCCUACCUUCGACGAGAAUAUCAAGUUGUCCGACCAUGGUUCGCAAGCACCAAAUACCACCACCAAUAAGACUAUUACGAGAGACGUGGCAGCCCCGGCUGAAGAGGUCGCAACCAAAGAGCUGGAUAGCCUCGACGGCGGUGUUGUGGUCGAGAACAAUCCCAAGGCCACCGAUGACAUCUGCAAAUACACACAUUCGCCUACCAUCGUGGUUACUGCCGACGCCGAGACAGAUGACAGCGUCACAGAAGGAGACAAUGGAGAGGAUCGAGAGACUCUCGUUCGUUUCGAGACCUGGGGCACGCCAGCUGCUCGUAACACGCCCAAAUCACGUCAACGUACCAUCAUCCUUUCUGGCCUUCCACGCAGUGUAGACCUCACGCUUGUCCAAUCAUUGAUCCAUGGCGGGGCGGUUGAAUGUAUGAAGCUGGUCACCAGUAGCCCAGAGAAUCCAUCUGUCUCCGCCCAUGUUACCUUCACCUGCCCUGACGCCUGUGACCGCUACUACGACAAAUAUCCCAAUGGCUUCGACGUCCGUCACCAAGGCAAGAAAUGGCCAGUGCUUGUCGGCAAGAGAGACGGUGUCGAUGUCGUCAGCGGAAUGAUGCAGGGCUACCUCGAGUGCGGCGCUACCCGGGUUGUCAAGGUGAACAACGCAGACGAUGACUGGGGAAUCGUGGCAUUACACAAGCUCGCCGAAGGGAAGGCUGGAACACGUCGAGUUGAGGCUAUCCAGGACACAUACCAUAAUCGAACACGUACCAUCAUCUUCCGCUUUGCCAACAUCGACCAUGCUGUCAAGUUCAAGGGCAUACUCAUGCGCAAUGACGACUGGGAAGGAUGCCAUGUCGAAUUUGCAGAAGAUCCAUGUGCAAAAGCAACCGGGCCUCACAAUGAGUAG
Molecule: messenger RNA, 1722 nt
Organism: Cladophialophora carrionii CBS 160.54
Lineage: Eukaryota; Fungi; Ascomycota; Eurotiomycetes; Chaetothyriales; Herpotrichiellaceae
Exons: 6
Coding region: 1-1722 (573 amino acids)
Source: RefSeq, a predicted model, not a curated record